Neospora caninum is the source of this 486-nucleotide messenger RNA. RefSeq lists its product as hypothetical. NCBI's taxonomy places the organism in Eukaryota, Apicomplexa, Conoidasida, Eucoccidiorida, Sarcocystidae. Bases 1 to 486 code for a protein of 161 amino acids. The record is from RefSeq and is a predicted model, not a curated record. The transcript has a single exon.
AUGACGGAAACUGAGACAACGGAGAUGACGCCGAAACUAGGUGGGAAGAAAGCCAAGAAGAAGAGGCCGAAAAGGACGAAUAAACGGCAGAGGAAGGAGAUGAGAGAGAAGACAGGGAAGGAGAAGACAGAGAAGGAGAAGACAGAGAAGGAGAAGACAGAGGAGGAGGGGAGAGAGAAGGAGAGGAGAGAGAAGAAGGCAGAGGAGAGAGAGAAGACUGAGGAGAAGACAGAGGAGAAGACUGAGGAGAAGACAGAGGAGAAGACUGAGGAGAAGAAGGCUGAGACGAAGAGAGAGAGGGGUAAAGAGGAUGUGGACAAAGUGGAGACGAAGAGACGAGGUGAUGGGGCGUCACGUGCGAGACGAAUGCGGGACGAGUCGUGCGCAGGUUCCGAUUGGCAAUCUGUGAAGCGCAGAAAACCGAUAUGUGUGGAGAGGCGCGAGCAUGACGAGGAGGCAGCAAAGUUCGGCUCUGGGGGACCUUGA